AUGGCGGCCACAACAUCACCAACUCUCGCGCCUACAACAACUUUUGCUGGCCGGCUCCAUCUUCAUCGCCAACUUGUGCUACACCUGGGCCACGUUCAGCUGGAUCCUCCCAGUCAUCGGGUAUCUCGCACGGAGCAAGCUCAACGAGUAGAUUGCCGCCCCCUGCGCAAGUGUAUGCCAAGGCCGACUUUUACUCCAUUGCCAAGGGACACCUCAGAUUCUGGCCGUCGUCUCUUCUGUCUCUCUGGCGAAUCGCACGUCCCGCCGUCAACAAGCCCUUUGGCGUCAACGUAG
Metarhizium robertsii ARSEF 23 is the source of this 294-nucleotide messenger RNA. Its product is annotated as Protein kinase-like protein. Bases 1 to 294 code for a protein of 97 amino acids. The transcript has a single exon. The record is from RefSeq and is a predicted model, not a curated record. NCBI's taxonomy places the organism in Eukaryota, Fungi, Ascomycota, Sordariomycetes, Hypocreales, Clavicipitaceae.